GCAGUGUCGAGUCAGGCUUUGCUAUAUAAACGGUGGAAUUGUCAAACGACCACCAAUAUAUUGCCAGCCGUUCCAGCGCUCACACACGAGUAAAAAAGUCGGAAGUUUUUUUAAAUAUUGUGUCAGUGGUCAACGUCUUCGACCUCUUUUAUUGACUCGGAAUCCGUAAUAAGUUAGGAUGAAGGUCUUAAUACUUUGUAUGGCUUUUGCGGCUGUGACUUUGUCGAUGCCAGUUGCCGAAGAAAAACAAGAAGUCCCUAUCGCACUCCCUUCUACUCCUGAAGUAAAGUCUGAUGCUAUUAAGCCUACAAGCGAAUCGCAAUCUGCUGUUGUAGAAGAAAUAAAGGCUGAUGCGGCAACAGAAGUGAAAAGUGCUGAUAAGCCAGAACAAGUAGAAGCUAAGAGUGCAAAUGCACCAAUCGAUGCCACUGCGGAAGCACAACCAGAAGCUAAGGCUGAAACUGUACCUGAAGUAAAGAAAGAAAAUAUUCCUGUAGUAAAAAAUGAAAAUAAACCUGAAGUAAGCGAAGCAGCACUAGUUAGCUCUGAACCUGAACAGAAACCAGAAUCUAGUCCAGCAGUUGAACCUAAACCUGAAGAAAAGAGUGUUCAACCUGAAUUAAAAUCUGAACCCGUAGAAGCGCCCAAGCCGGAAGAGAGCUCAGCUAAGAUCGAAGAGAUCGUUGCUCCAUCAGCAAAGUCAGCAAUUGCUGAGGAGCCAAUUGACAUUGUCAGUGCUGUGAAAAAUUCUGCUGCAGUAGCUGAUGAUGUAGUUGACCCGGCUGCAAUUAAUCCUAUUUCUGACUCUCAACCCAUUGUUUCUGCCAAGAGCGCAAUCCAAGAUGACAAAAAGGAGGAGUCUUCUGUCUCUGAAUCUGCUGCCGUUAAAGCCAGUAAUAACGAGGAAGUUAAUAAUAAGGAAGAACCAAAAACAGAAAAUAAACCAGCAGAAAUAGCACCAGUUGCAGCAGUAGCUGCCGAACCAAAAUCUGCCCCAGUGUCUGAUGAUGCUUCCCGAGUAAUUCGUGACGCAGUUGAAGAGAAAAAGGAAAUUGAAACCCCACAAGCUGAACCAAAAACUGUAGUUGAAGCUGUCAAAGAUGAAGUAAAGCCAGCUGAUGUGCAAGUUGAACCUAAAUCUGCAAAGCCAGCAGUAGAAGCUCAAGCUCCACAAGAAAAUGUCGCUGAGUCUCCUAAAGUAGAACAACCAAGUGACAUCGCUAAAGAAGUUAAAUCUGCCGUAGUACCAAAGGAGAAAGAAGACAAAGAGGUCGUUCCUCUCGCUCAACCCGUAGAUGCUGUAAAAGAUGUUGCAAAACCUGAACUUAAAUCGGAUGAAGCAAUCAUGAAUGAUGCACCAGCAAAGGAAAAGAACAGUUCUGAGGAGAGCGCUGAAAGUCCAGAAAAAAAUGAGAGCGCAGAAAAAGAUUCUUCGGAGGAGAGCGGCGAAAAAUCAAAGGAAAAUGCUCCUAAACCCUAGACAAGUAACAAGUAACAAGUAAGUUUUUUGGCGGUAGGCGUGUGUCGACUUGCGCCCUCGACACACGCCCUCGGCCCGAGCAGCGCAGUGCGUUUGUGAUCAGCAUUCCCGCGCGACGGCGUUCCCGCGUCCGCGUGUGUAUCUGACUAUUCACUAGUACUAGAGACUUAUUUAAAUAGUGGAAACAAAAAAUUACCUACGUUGUAAUUAUUUUCAAAAUAAAUUAUCGAAAUCACUGUACUAUAAGUAAUAAUAAACACGUUUUU
Messenger RNA from Melitaea cinxia (Glanville fritillary), 1746 nucleotides. RefSeq names its product translation initiation factor IF-2-like. The record is from RefSeq and is a predicted model, not a curated record. The transcript has 2 exons. Bases 179 to 1480 code for a protein of 433 amino acids. Lineage: Eukaryota; Metazoa; Arthropoda; Insecta; Lepidoptera; Nymphalidae.